Aaosphaeria arxii CBS 175.79 is the source of this 1023-nucleotide messenger RNA. RefSeq lists its product as uncharacterized. Bases 1 to 1023 code for a protein of 340 amino acids. The record is from RefSeq and is a predicted model, not a curated record. Lineage: Eukaryota; Fungi; Ascomycota; Dothideomycetes; Pleosporales. The transcript has 4 exons.
AUGUAUCUUGUAAAGCUACUUCUGACCUCGCUCCUUCAAUGUACUUUUGCUUUCUGGAGACUUCCUUGCUACAGCCGCCUCGGCGUAUACAGGAUAGAUCCCAUUGUUUCCCCCGGCAAGCCAUCAGAGCAUGCUCAUGUCCUUCAUGGUGCUAACGGCUUACACUUCAAUGCCUCGUACAGCGAUCUUAUCAAAUCAAAUUGCACGACCUGUGCAGUGAGGCAAGAUAUGUCUGUGUACUGGACCCCACCCUUGAUGUUUGAAUAUCCGAAUAAGACGACUGAGAUUGUUCCCCAAACCAAUGGAAUGACCAUCUAUUACUUCCUUUUUGGACAAAAGAUCCGAGAAUUUCCUGAUGGGUUUCGCAUGGUAGCGGGAGACUCAAAGAGACGGACAUCUACAAUUCCAGUCACUGACCCACCGCGGUCGCUCUGGGGGUUCAAUGAGAAACAGCAAGAUGAAUUAGAGCAGAGAGCCUUAGGGUUCAAUUGCCUAAACUAUGGUGGAGCUCAAGAAGGUGCACUUGAGCGCCACACAUUGCCCGACAAGGCCUUUAUCGACGAGUGCCCAGAUGGACUUCGUCUUGAGUUAAUGUUUCCAUCUUGUUGGGACGGUAGAGUUGACUCUUUUAAUCAUAAAGAGCAUCUCAAGUAUCCCGAUCUACUCAUGGAAGGCGAAUGCCCCGAUGGGUUUAUGCUACGAGUUCCAUCGCUAUAUUAUGAAACAAUCUGGGACACCGCAAGGUUUAGAACUUCAAAGGGAAGGUUCUUGCUGAGCAAUGGUGACGAGACAGGUACUAGUUAUCAUGGAGAUUUUCUCAACGGUUGGAAAGGUCAUACCUUGCGCGAUGCCAUACACAGCUGCACAAGUCGGUCCGGAAGAAUAGAAGAGUGUUCAAUUUUUCACUUGCAGGCUGAAUCUAUUGCAGAUAAGUGCGAUCUUGGUGUUCCUGCUGAACUUCAGCAAGAGAAUUGUCUGGGACCUCAAAUCGGUCUUUGUGGACAGAUCGAAUUGUCUACUUGA